This is a messenger RNA of Anisakis simplex (herring worm), 453 nucleotides long. The record is from the annotation of a GenBank genome assembly. NCBI's taxonomy places the organism in Eukaryota, Metazoa, Nematoda, Chromadorea, Rhabditida, Anisakidae.
GAACUGGUGAUAAAGUCGACGAGUGUCUCAACGAACGGUAUCUCGUCAGUGCAUGAACAAGAGCGUAAGAUGACGAUCACGGUUGUUGCCAUUAUCUCAUGUUUUACCAUUACGCAAAUGCCAUCCGCCCUGCUGUUCCUUUACGAGAAAUUGAUCAACGAUGCAAAAACUCAAGCAUUCGCAACCGUCUCAUCAAUCACCAAUUUUCUCGUACUCACUGGCAAAAUGCUCAACGUUGUGCUAUUUUGCUUGACAAGCAUUUCGUUUAGGUAUCGUUAUUAUUACUAUUAUCGCCUUAUUUUCGAACAAAAACGAAAAUUCCCCUUAAAUUCUGAUCGGUGUAAUCAUUUACGACAUCAUAAUAAUUGUAAUGAUUUUUUUUCACUAUUUCUGUGUUUCAUUGUUAAUGUCACGUUUGUAUCAGAUUAUUUAAAACUGCGAUUGUGGUCAUAA